This is a messenger RNA of Aspergillus terreus NIH2624, 1233 nucleotides long. RefSeq lists its product as uncharacterized. NCBI's taxonomy places the organism in Eukaryota, Fungi, Ascomycota, Eurotiomycetes, Eurotiales, Aspergillaceae. The record is from RefSeq and is a predicted model, not a curated record. Gene Ontology annotation, molecular function: phosphonoacetate hydrolase activity. The coding region runs from base 1 to 1233 and encodes 410 amino acids. The transcript has a single exon.
AUGACCUCCAUUGAACUUCACGGAAGAACGUACCGACUGCCCCGUCAUCCGACGGUCGUUGUCUGUGUCGAUGGAUUUGAUCCCGAAUAUCUCCAAGCCGGCUGCGAGGAUGGCAUCUUGCCCACUCUUUCCUCCUUCAUCCAGACCGGUUUCCAUCGGACUGCAAAUUGCGCAAUGCCCUCAUUGACCAACCCCAACAAUCUCUCCAUCAUCACCGGGGUGCCGACCAAGGUGCACGGCGUGUCGGGGAACUACUAUCUCGAUAAAACCACUGGCCAAGAGCACAUGGUGCUGGACGAUUCGCUGGUCCACGGGUCUACCAUUCUCGAACAGAUGGCUAACGCCGGGGUCCGCGUGGCGGCUAUCACGGCCAAAGAUAAACUACGGCGCAUCAUCAACCGCGGCCUGUCACCUGCGAAUGGUGCUAUUUGCUUUUCGGCUCAGUGCGCUGCAGAAUGUACAUUGCAAGAGCACGGCAUUGCAGACGUCGAGGAGUGGCUGGGCCUGCCAUCCCCACCGCAGUACUCGGGCGAACUGUCUCUCUUCGUUCUAGAGGCGGGCCUGAAGCUCCUCCAGGAACGUCGUGCGGAUCUCUUCUACCUGACUCUGUCGGAUUAUAUCCAGCACAAGCAUGCGCCGCGUUCUACGGAGUCGGACGAGUUCAUGCGGAAAGUCGAUGGGUAUCUGGGGGAAUAUGUGAAGUUGGGUGCUGUGGUCGCAGUGACAGGGGAUCACGGUAUGAGUGACAAGUCCGAUGCGAAUGGGAAGCCCAAUGUUCUAUUUCUAGAGGACUUCCUCAAUCACAAGUGGCCUCAGAGCGGUGCACGGGUUAUCUGUCCCAUUGCAGAUCCAUUUGUCAAGCACCACGGUGCCCUCGGUGGUUUCGUUCGGGUUCAUCUGAAGGACUGCUCCGACGUUGAAGAUAUGGUGGCAGCAUGUCGCGAACUACCCGAGGUUGAGCUCGCCAUGCUGGGGGAAGAGGCUGCGGCUAUGUUUGACAUGCCGGCUGACAGAGAGGGCGAUCUGGUCGUGAUUUCCAAGGAGCAGUUUGCCAUUGGAAGCAGGGCAGAUGAGCAUGAUCUGACUCAGCUGCAGGGCCAUCGUCUCAGAACACAUGGAGGCCUAUCCGAAAGGGCCAUUCCACUGCUGAGGUCCACGCCAGUCCAGAUGGACGAUGUGGGACAGCGGCAGUGGAGGAACUUUGACGUAUUCGAUCUCGCCCUCAAUUAUUAG